This is a messenger RNA of Cucurbita moschata (crookneck pumpkin), 771 nucleotides long. Its product is annotated as protein trichome berefringence-like 7. Gene Ontology annotation, molecular function: O-acetyltransferase activity. Gene Ontology annotation, cellular component: Golgi apparatus. The transcript has a single exon. The record is from RefSeq and is a predicted model, not a curated record. Bases 1 to 771 code for a protein of 256 amino acids. NCBI's taxonomy places the organism in Eukaryota, Viridiplantae, Streptophyta, Magnoliopsida, Cucurbitales, Cucurbitaceae.
AUGGUGGUGAACAAGCAAAGCUCCUACUCAACUCUUCCAAGCUUCAACAAUGCCAAACCAAGAACAAUCCUCCAUUGCUUCAACCAAGUAUGGAUCCUCCCUUGCUUCCUCACCUUCCUCAUCGCCAUCGCCUCUACCUACACACUCCUCUUCCCCAACAUCCACAAACUCCUCCACCUCACCCCCACGGUCCCACCCGACUGCAACGUCUUCGACGGCCAAUGGGUCGAAGACAACUCCUCCACCUACCCAAUCUACAACUCCACCCGCUGCCCCUUCGCGGAGCGAGGGUUCAGCUGCUUGGAAAACGGGCGGAAGGACACGGCGUACAUCAACUGGCGGUGGAAGCCAAAGCAAUGCGACAUUCCAAGGUUCGAGGCUGGGAAAGCGCUGGAGAUGCUGAGAGGAAAACGGGUGGUGAUUGUUGGCGACUCACUCAGCCGUACACAAUGGGAGUCGUGGGUUUGUAUGCUGAUGGAAGGUGUGGAGAAUAAGGAGAGCGUUUAUGAAAUCAAUGGGAGUAAUAUCACUAAGACAAUUCGGCAUUUGGGAGUGAGGUUUAGAGACCAUAACAUCAGCGUGGACUUCUAUAGGUCCGUGUUUUUAAUGAAGAAGGAUUAUAAAGUGCCUGCGGGUGCACCGAACAACGUGAGGAUGACGGUUAGAUUGGACGAAGUGGACGAUAUUCGUGACCAAUGGGUUGACUCAGAUGUUUUGGUUUUUAACACUGGUGGUUGGUGGACUGAGAAUCGACUUUUCAACGAGAUGUAA